AUGUUGAUCAAAUACGACUUCAAAGUUGGUGAUUACCAAGUGAAAAGUUCCUACAUCAAGGAAGCUUAUGAAAAGGACCGUAAACUUGAGAUCCGGUCUAUGCCGAAGCUGAACGAUAAGCAUUUUAAUUUGACGUUCUCGUCAAAGAUGUCGGUGAAGCUAGCAGCUCAAGUUUUCAGCAAUCACUGCGCAGCUGCAAUGUAUGCCCUUGUUACUUUUCAGCAAUUGCCAGCCACAGCUGUUCACACAGCGAGAUUUGUUGAAAGAAUUGACCGUCUCUUUGACAGCCUAAAUAGCUCUCAGAAAUUUGCAAAGACGCCAUAUGCCUCUGCAAUGUGUAACGGCUCUAUUCAUGAGGAGUUUCUGGAAGAGUGCAUUCUGGUGUUUAAAAGCCUGCAAGUACUCGGGUGUAGAAGGCAGCCGCACAGCAUUCGUGGCUUCUGCUUGACAGUUAGGUCACUGCUGCUGCUCAGCAAUCACCUCAGGGUUAAUUACGGUUGUUCCUGCCUUUUAACCCGCCAUUUGAACCAAGACGCCCUUGAAAAUACUUUUGCUGUUAUACGUUCAAAAUCCGGUGCAAACACGAACUCCACUUCCCGUCAAUUUCAGGCUGCGUUCAGGCACCUUUUGAUUAGCAACCUAUUCAAACUCUCGGAAAAAUCAAACUGUGCUGACGACAUGAUGUCUCUCCUUGCUACGUUCCCAGCAGGCCUUUUGGCACCUUCUUCUCCUCUUGCCUUAGGGAGCACAGUUUUUCUUGACACGGCAGACGAUUCGCCUUCAAACUACCCUUCGGCAAUAGAAGAGAACAACAUGGUUUAUUUUUCUGGGUGGCUGGCAUCGAAAUUCCUCAAGGUUCAUUCCUGUGUGGGAACAACUCAGAAAUGUGAGCUGAGGACAGAAAAUGCGUGUUUUUCUGAAGGAAAUCAAGUGCUCUUGUAUUUAAGUGUGAAAGGCACUGCCAACUCCGACUUUGGAAACCUCUCAGUCCCUUCUGCUUCUUUCCGAUUAUUUGUUGCAGCUUGUGAGGAAGUCUUCGAGACAAGUAUCAGCAACCUAAUUUCAAAAGAGAGCGUAGGGCGUACUCUGGGUGUCCUUUUUCACCAGAAGGUUCCAAAGUCUCUGACUGUAUGCAACGAAAGUGUUUAUGAUGAUUUGUUUUCUCUAACUGCCAGAGUCAGGCCCUACUGGUUCGCGCGAAAAAAAAAAGUUGAACUAUUUGAUACAGCAGCAGCAAAGUGUAAAGCGAGGCCGCAAGUGCACAGGCUAGGUACGUGA
Molecule: messenger RNA, 1278 nt
Organism: Ixodes scapularis (black-legged tick)
Lineage: Eukaryota; Metazoa; Arthropoda; Arachnida; Ixodida; Ixodidae
Exons: 1
Coding region: 1-1278 (425 amino acids)
Source: RefSeq, a predicted model, not a curated record